AUGACACAACCUUCACCCUCCUCCACCUUCUGUAUACAUGCUUCUUUGAUGAAACCAUUAUCUAACAUAUCAUUGAGCAAUAUUGGAUUUAGUCUCCAUAGCAGGCUUGAUUACCUCAAUGCCACUGUUUGCUUCUCAUUGGCCGCCAGAUCAUAUAAUGAUAAACUUGAAGCUUGGGAGCCUCUUGUUGAACCUGUUGAUGGUGUCUUAAGGUGCAGCCCAAAAUAUCCUUGUCUGUACACGAAGAACUGCAUCUUGGGGAGCACAUAUCUGCUCAUCUGGGACCUACAAUCCAUUUCUUCAAUUUAUGUCCCUGUAGAAGCGUAUCUGUAUUUUGUGGAUAAUGGCAGAUUCUCUGUGGAUGGUGUGCUUUUCGAUAAUCCAGUGACUCCAUCAGCAGCUUUAGUAAGUUUUGAACUCCUCUUCACCUCUACCCUACUCCAUCUACAACGACUCCUUAAAUUUACAAACCCUAGUCCAGUUGCGCUUCUAGUCAAAUCAGCUGGAGUACCAUUUGUAGAUGUUGUGACUACAAUGCUUGGUCCAACUAUUCCUCUUACAACUGCAGAAUGGGAGGAAUGGGGUGAUCCUCGGAAAGAAGAGUUCUACUUUUACAUGAAAUCAUAUUCACCAGUUGAUAAUGUUGUCAAGAGUGAUAUUCAGGAUGUGAUUGAUAAAGAUGGUGAGGGGUUCACUAUGGUCACAAAAAAAGCUGGAAAUGCAGGGACUGCUACUGUGAAGGGGAUAUCAGCAGAAUCCUGUCCUACUUCUGAUCUGUUGGUCAAUAAUUCUGACAGUGGUCAAACUGAGGCUAUAGAAUCUAAGUGUGAUACCAGUGUGAAUUCCAAUCUUGGGAACCAUGAUUGUUUAAAUCCUAUGAAUGAUAUCCUUGAUACCAUAAAUAAUUGUCAUAAACGGAUUACUCUACCAUACACAGGGGACAAAUACCUGCUUCAUAAACAAAGCACAAAAUGGAUCACAGUUAUGACAAUGGCGCCUCCAAGGCUGGAAAACGGUGUCGGGGUGUUAGAUAAGCCAGUAAUAGAGAAAACAACUCCUGGAAGAGAGUCUGAGUUUGACUUGAGGAAAUCAAGGAAAAUGGCACCACCAUAUAGAGUGAUGCUACACAAUGACAACUACAACAAGAGGGAAUAUGUUGUGCAAGUGUUGAUGAAGUUAACUAGAAUUGGUCGAGAUGCAGUUUUAUAUGUUGAGUCGCUCGUUGAGUCAAUCAUGGGAGGAUUUGAAGAGCUAAUCAACAUUCUUGGUUCUGAAGGAGCAUCUACCAGAAGUCAGCUGAAACUACAAAUGGCUUUUGAUGGGCAGGAAAGAUAUAUGAAGAGAUCUUGGGAGCCAAGUGAUAAAGCUGAUCUUCACUUUGUCUACAAAGAUGUUGAAGGAGUAUCAACUCAAUGGGAUGAUAUUCAAAGAAAACUCAGGAACUUACCUCCUAAACCCUCUGCCUUCAAACCCGAUCCCUUCACUCCUGCAGAAGAUGAAGAUUCCAAACCUAAAACCAAAUCUCGGAUCGAUAAAAAGACAGAAGAACUCAAAGAUUUAGAAGAUGAUCUUGAUGAUAGUUGUUUCCUCAAAGAAUACAAAAAGAGGUUAGCAGAGAUGAAGCAAACAGUGGAAGUUUGA
Messenger RNA from Lactuca saligna, 1641 nucleotides. Lineage: Eukaryota; Viridiplantae; Streptophyta; Magnoliopsida; Asterales; Asteraceae. The record is from the annotation of a GenBank genome assembly.